CUUUUAGCAAACGUGGGUAUUUUGACUUGAGAGAAAUUGAGAGAAAAAACAUAUUGUAUCAAUUAGCUGCUUAUUUAUAUGGUAUGAAGUAUAUGAACUGAGGGUUCAGUUUCUUUUGUUGAUUGAAGAUUGAUGUCUCUGUUUAAUGCUUGUUCUAUCUGUGAAGUUGGCAAGGAUGCAGCUGGAGUUGCUGGGAACAUCUUUGCUUUUGGGUUGUUUGUAUCCCCCAUACCCACAUUUAGGAGAAUUAUCAGAAAUGGGUCAACAGAAAUGUUCUCAGGGUUGCCAUAUGUUUACUCUCUUUUGAACUGCUUGAUCUGUUUGUGGUAUGGUACACCUCUGAUAUCACCUGAUAAUGUGUUGGUUACGACUGUUAAUUCAAUUGGAGCUGUCUUUCAGCUUGUGUACAUAAUCCUCUUCUUGAUGUAUGCUGAAAAAGCAAGAAAGGUGAGAAUGCUUGGAUUAUUGCUGGCAGUAGUGGGCAUAUUUGUGAUCAUAUUAGUUGGGAGCUUGCAAAUGGAGGACAUCACAAUGCGCAGGAUGUUUGUGGGAUUCUUGAGUUGUGCUUCUCUCAUUUCAAUGUUUGCCUCACCAUUGUUUAUAAUUAAAUUGGUCAUUCGGACAAAGAGUGUUGAGUUUAUGCCAUUUUAUCUUUCACUUUCCACAUUCCUAAUGAGUGCCUCCUUCUUUCUUUAUGGAUUGGUCAGUAAUGAUGCCUUUAUAUAUGUACCAAAUGGGAUAGGAACUGUUUUAGGAAUGGUACAAUUGGUAUUAUACUUCUAUUUCAAGAGUUCAUCCAGAGAAGACUCCAGAGAACCCUUGAUAGUGUCGUAUGAAUGAGAGAAGGUAAAGGCAAAUACACAAUUUGUGAUUAAGAUUUAUGGUCUUCACAUCAAUGUGAGAUGGUUCUCUGAAGUUAGUCAUGAGCAUUAUUUGUGUAUAAAAUGUCCAUGAGUUGAAUGAGUUUAUAUAUGGUUGUGAUUAUUGAUUCCAUGCAAUUUAUGAGGACAUUUGAAUUGAAACCUUUCACAGUAUUUUAAUUCAAUAUCUGGCAUUGUCUUUUUGUCAACAUUUUAUUGUUACUAUGUAAGAAUUGAUGAAUUUCAUGAAUUGAGUGGAUGAAUUCAUUGCAAUUAGAGGAUGAUGUUAAAUUCCACCUUGAUAUCAUAAAGAGAAAAACAGUACCACUGAACACUCUUAAACUACUUACUUCAGAUAUUGAAUCUCUUCUGUACCAGUUAAGUGAAAAUUAUUUUCUUUUACAAUACCAUCAAUUUUCUGAAUGUAUUGCACUUUUGCAAAAAGAUUAUUCUAUAACUACAUCUUUAUGCAAUGUUAAUGUAGAAUGUAUAGCCAAAUUGCACGUGUAGGAAUUGUGCACUUUAAAUAUUGUUAAAAAUAAGGUUUGGUGAGUGAAGGGAAGCACCAUAAAAAAUAAUGUUGAGACUAGAGAUUUGACUAGCUUCAUACAAAUAGGAUUUUAGUGUAAAUCAAGUGUUAAAUUGUAAAUAAUAAAAUAAAAUAAAUGAUUUCCCACUUGAUAACAUGGUAGUUAAUACUGCUUUGGGUAUGUUUCCUUAUUUUCCAGAUGGCCAUAAACUUCCUUUUUUGUUGUCUGGUUUUUGCUGCUUCCCUAAUUCUUCAUUAAAAAAAAAAACAGAGAAGGGUGUCAUUCACUUUGGAACUAUUUAUUGCCAGUGAAAUGGAAAAUGAAUUAUUGAAUCCAAGGGGAAAACUGCAUAUUUGAACUGAUCACAUCUUGUCAUUACUGUGAAACAGUCUGUCUGAUAC
This is a messenger RNA of Abrus precatorius (Indian licorice), 1791 nucleotides long. Its product is annotated as bidirectional sugar transporter SWEET2. The record is from RefSeq and is a predicted model, not a curated record. Gene Ontology annotation, molecular function: sugar transmembrane transporter activity. Gene Ontology annotation, cellular component: membrane. Lineage: Eukaryota; Viridiplantae; Streptophyta; Magnoliopsida; Fabales; Fabaceae. The coding region runs from base 133 to 840 and encodes 235 amino acids. Gene Ontology annotation, biological process: carbohydrate transport. The transcript has 6 exons.